Molecule: messenger RNA, 2442 nt
Organism: Paramuricea clavata
Lineage: Eukaryota; Metazoa; Cnidaria; Anthozoa; Malacalcyonacea; Plexauridae
Source: the annotation of a GenBank genome assembly
AUGAAAAGCCAGUAUGAAGAAGUGUUGGCAUAUCAAACAAAACUUGAGUGGUUGUUGAGAAAGUUAGACAAGAUUAUUGAAGAACAACAAGCAUUUGAACCAAGUGUACAAUUGUUGAUAGAAAAAACUAAAGUCAGAGCAGAUAAAGGUAGACAAAAACUCGAGGAUAAUCGUCAAUCAUUAGAAAAGAAAUUAGCUGAUAUUGAAAUAAAAACGACAGAAGGUGGGUUGUAUAAUUUGCGUAGCUACGUUCUGUCAAUUUUUCUGUGAUUUGACAUUCAAGAGUCGUUAUAUGAUAAAAUGUUAUGCUCGUCAGAAAGUCUUAGCAGGUCGAGCUUCUUGUAUUUUCACAAAAACCAGUUACGUUUAAUUAAGGUUAUUUACAGAAAGAAUUUAAAGUUGGCAGUGUCAGUAAUAUAUUCCGUUACAGGCGCGACAUACAGGCACAGAGUAGAGACAUACAGAGACGUAACUAGUGUACCCACUUUUUUUGUGCGCAUGCUCGGCAAGUUACUAGAUGCAUGCAUCUGAUUGGAUGACGACUUGAUGACGACUCACUUUAAACUUGCUGAGCACGCGCAGCCUGAAAACGGUCAGUUACCUCUCUGUAUGUCGUAUCUACUCUGUGAUACAGGCACAGAGUAGAUACAUACAGAGCUGAACGGAUCGUUGUAAACACUGCGGAAAGCUUACGUUUUAAUGUACCCACUUUUUUCAGGAGACCGGGCAAAAAAUGAUCAACUGCGCGUGCUCGGCAAGUUCCGCGAGCAGUUAAAGCGAAUCGCCAUCCAAUCAGAUGCAUGCAUCUAGUAACUUGCCGAGCAUGCGCACAAAAAAGUGGGUACGCUAGUUAUAACUCUGUAUAUGUAUCUACUCUGUGAUACAGGACUAAUUUAAAUGACGUAGACAAACAAUUCGGUUCAUUUUAUUUUAAAUUUUGCUUAGUACAUACAAAUCAUAAUACAAAUACGUUUUUACAAUACACUGAUACAAACAAUACAGGCACAAACACAGAUACAAGAGGCUGGGCAACGACAAGUCCACAACAGCAAAGUUUCCUGAUUUAAAUGACGUAGACAAACAGUUCAGCGCAAGCACAACUGCGUGUGCGUAAUUUCCCAAAUUCCGCCGCGCGCGGUUGCUAAUGGAAUACAGAUUAAUUAAAUUACAAAGAUAUGCACUCAACAAAGUUUAUACCUCGUUGUAGAUUCUUUAAUCCUUGCGCGUUUUUGAAUAUUCAUUUUAUUUUAUUACUCAAUAUUCUGUUUUCUGACUAUAUAUGGGAGAAAUGUGCGAUAUAACCAUAGCCUACAAUCUCGUGCAAAAAUAAUGAGACUUUUGAUAUUUCGUUUUAUUUCUGUGAUUACCCCCCAAUUCAAUGUUGAAAAACAAAAUGGACCUUUCCCCUUAUAACUAAAAUUUCGAUCUGGACAAAAAUUUCAUCACAGCUUGAAAGAGCAUCACAAAAUUAGUAAUAUUCCAAAGUUUUGUUGCAAAAUCUUGUAAAAUGCGGAUAAUAUAGCCUUGCGAAGUUUGCCGUUUUUCAGUCAUUUUGUAUUACAAACGGGAAAUUGACAUCCGAUUCGGGUGUUGGGGCUGCAAUUUCCCGUUUGUAAUGCAAAAUGACUGAAAAUUGCAAAUUUCGCAAGGCUCUAUUUUCCUCAUUUUCCAACAUUUCGCAACGAAACUUUGGAAUAUUACUAAUUUUGUGAUGCUCUUUCAAGCUGUGAUGAAAUAUUUGUCUAGACUUGCCUAGAUCAAAAUUUUGGUUAUAAGGGGAAAGGUCUAUUUGACCUGACAAUAUAGUAAAUAUACCUUUGUAUCGUAAUUUUUGCACGUGAUUGUACGUAGGUGAUCCACUAAUUCCUUCUUUCACUUGGCGGCACAAAAUUUUAAAAUUAAAGCUAGGUACAAUAUCGUUACUCCUAUAAUGUUCACAAAAAAAUUUGAGCCGCUUCACAACGAGAUUUAGCCAAAAUGUUAGCUUCUUUUUGAGGUCAUAUUAGAAGUCAGGUCUUAACCUUAACGAUAAUUUUUUUAAUUAUGUGCCACAUAGUUUAAACGGCAUUCGAAAAAAAAAUUCAAAGCUGCGUAACUCCAGGAGAAAUAGGUGAAUCGACUGAAAUAUUUUUGCGAACACCGAGGCGAAUACUAGUAAUGUCAUUAGUAAUGAUAUGCCAAAAAUAUUACACAUCCAGCAUUGUACCUUUAAUUUUAAAAUUUUGUGCCGCCAAGUGAAACCCACCAAUAAGGAACACAAUAGAAAUGUUCCAAAGCAGCAGUCAGAAGUUGUACAAACACAAUAUUAUAUUUGUCAUACUAGUAAGUUAGUAACGAAUGUACUCAUUUGUUCCUUCAAAUGAAGGUGACAUCUUUGUUGAAGGAACAAAUGAGUACAUUCGUUACUAUAAACUUACUGGUAUUCCGUUCUCUUUCAGCUGA